This is a messenger RNA of Notothenia coriiceps (black rockcod), 610 nucleotides long. RefSeq names its product kinesin-like protein KIF3A. Gene Ontology annotation, biological process: mitotic cell cycle; microtubule-based movement. The record is from RefSeq and is a predicted model, not a curated record. NCBI's taxonomy places the organism in Eukaryota, Metazoa, Chordata, Actinopteri, Perciformes, Nototheniidae. Bases 151 to 579 code for a protein of 142 amino acids. Gene Ontology annotation, cellular component: microtubule. Gene Ontology annotation, molecular function: microtubule binding; ATP binding; microtubule motor activity. The transcript has 3 exons.
CCUGACAACAAGCUAUCGGAUGUGAGCCUUUGAUAUGGGCACUGCGCUGGAAUUUAAAUGAUUCGGUUAACUAAGAGGCAAAUUAACAAAACCUACGCACAUUUAAUUGUCAUUAAGUGUACACCAUAGUUGCUUCCCUGCCCUCUCACCAUGCCGAGCAAUAAGCAUGACAAGCCUGAGGGCAAUGAUAAUGUCAAGGUGGUGGUGCGAUGUCGUCCCUUCAACCAGAAAGAGAAGAUGAUGAACCACAAACAGGCCGUCCUUGUUGACGAGAUCCGUGGGACCAUAGAGGUUAACAAACUGGAGACCCCCCACGAGCCCCCUAAGACUUUCACAUUUGACACCGUGUUUGGACCGGACAGCAAACAGCUGGAUGUCUACAACCUCACUGCACGCCCCAUCGUUGACUCAGUAUUAGAGGGUUACAAUGGCACCAUUUUCGCAUAUGGGCAAACUGGCACAGGAAAAACCUUCACCAUGGAGGGUGUGAGAGCAGUGCCAGAACUCAGAGGGAUAAUCCCAAACUCCUUUGCUCAUGUUUUUGGUCACAUUGCCAAGGCAGAGGGUGACACGAGGUAGGAAAGCAUUCUCUCUGCAGACAUUCAGUAAA